Molecule: messenger RNA, 2113 nt
Organism: Phalaenopsis equestris
Lineage: Eukaryota; Viridiplantae; Streptophyta; Magnoliopsida; Asparagales; Orchidaceae
Product: aluminum-activated malate transporter 9-like
Exons: 6
Coding region: 242-2011 (589 amino acids)
Biological process (GO): malate transport
Cellular component (GO): plant-type vacuole membrane
Source: RefSeq, a predicted model, not a curated record
UUUAAGCCACAUAAUUCUGAACCGAUUGUCUCUUUGGCGUCCACUCCCACGGGACUCAUAUGAGCUUCAAAAGACCGGCGCAUUAUUGAACUGGUGCGGCGGUUGCCGGUGAGGUGGCGCCACCAAGCUAGCGAUAGAAAUCUCAAUCUUCUGCAACUUUAUCCCGCACCCAACAACCUCUUUCCAGUCGCGCUCAUACGGAGAUCAGCAGAAGAGGAUAAAACCAACAAAACAGAAGAAUAUGGUGGCGCCGCCGCCGCCGAGAUUAGGAUCUUUCCGCUACCACUUCGAGCAGAAGAGCAAGGAGCGCUUGCCUCUGCUCUCCAAUCUAAAGGCGGUGGACUGGGGCGAUCUCGACUUAGAUGAUGAUGGCAAGAGCCGUGGAUGUCUCUGGAAAGUGCGGGAUGGGAUUGCUUGGUUCUGUGAUCAGGUUAGCAUGGCGACGAAGGUUGGCUUGGAGAUGGCGCAUUCGGAUAUAAGGAAGGUGGUCUUUGCCGCGAAGAUAGGGCUUGCCCUUGCUCUCAUCGCUUAUAUCAUCUCGCUUCUCAUCUACAUCAAGAGUUUUGGAGAUCUCUCCACCCAUGGCGUUUGGGCUAUCAUUACUGUCGUAGUCGUCAUGGAGUUCACCAUCGGUUCAACAUUAAGCAAAGGUUUAAAUCGUGGUAUAGGAACUUUAUCAGCUGGAGGGCUGUCUUUAGGUAUAGCUGAGCUGUCUGCUAUGACUGGAAAGUGGGAAGAACCGUUGCUUAUUAUGAGCAUUUUUAUCAUAGGUUUCUUGGCAACAUUUGCAAAGCUCUAUCCUUCUAUGAAGCCUUAUGAAUAUGGAUUCCGUAUAUUCGUGCUCACAUAUUGUUAUGUUCUGGUGUACGGACUAAGAUUUGGAGAUUUUACGGGCACGGCUGUGAGCCGAUUUUUGCUGAUUGUACUUGGUGCUGUUGUUGGUUUUGGAAUAAAUAUCUGUAUAUUUCCAAUUUGGGCCGGAGAGGAUCUCCACAACUUAGUGGCAAAGAAUUUCAUCGGCGUGGCAAAGUCCCUAGAAGGCUGCGUUAAUGGAUAUCUCAAUUGUGUUGAAUACGAUAGAGUCUCCUCGAAGAUUCUUACUUAUCAAGCUUCUGAUGACCCUUUGUAUAAUGGCUAUAGAACAGCAGUUGAGGCAACCGCUCAGGAGGAAACUCUUCUUGGCUUUGCAGUAUGGGAGCCGCCCCAUGGUCGUUACAUGAUGUUCAGAUAUCCUUGGAAAAACUAUGUUAAAGUUAGUGGAGCAUUAAGGCAUUGUGCAUUUAUGGUUAUGGCCCUGCACGGUUGUUUAUUAUCUGAAAUCCAGGCUCCACCGGAAAUGCGACAACUUUUUCGCAACGAGCUGCAAAGAGUUGGAGUCGAAGGUGCCAAAGUUCUGCGCGAGCUGGGAAACAAAGUCAAAUCAAUGACGAAACUAACCUCCACAGAUAUCCUUCUGGAUAUCCAUGAAGCAGCCGAGGAAUUGCAGAAGAAGAUCGAUCGAAGAUCUUACCUUCUUGUCAAUGCAGAGCUAUGGGAGAUCGGCAAGCGGCACGAAGGACCAGAAGAAGAUAUCGAAGGCACCGGCAUCACGGAAGGAAGACACAAACCUCUAGUAUUCAAAUCCCAGAGUGAAGCUAUUCUUGAUCUCAGAUCCCUCCAUAUCUCAAAAAGCUGGGAUGUUCAUAACAACACAGGAUAUAUUCCUCCUCAAGUUCCAACUGUCCCCCCUGAAGCACUGCUCAAACAGCAGAUUUCAUGGCCCGCUCGAUCCUUAAACGUCGACGACGUCGUCCACGAAGAGGAGUCGAGGACUUAUGAGAGUGCGAGUGCUUUGUCGCUCGCCACUUUUGCUUCUCUUUUGAUCGAGUUUGUCGCAAGGCUCCAGAAUUUAGUAAAUGCUUUUGAGGAGUUGAGUGAGAAGGCUAAGUUCAAGGAGCCGCCCGUAGAGGAACCAACUGGACAUUCUGCUUCAGGUUUGUGGAGCAGAAUUAAGAAGUUUUUUUGUUUUUAAGGUAUAUAUGUAAUUUAAUGGAGUGGAUUGAAAAGAAAAUAGAAAUUGUGGGUAUUGUUGUAAAAUAAGAGGCCUGCCCGCCUGAAGUGUCAUGGAUGUGCA